GCCCGCCCGCCGGGAGCAGCGGCCGUACCGCCUGCGCCGAGCGCCUCGCGGGAUGCUGCGCUCCACGUCCACCGUCACCCUGCUCGCGGGCGGCGCCGGGGCGCCAGGGAAGCCCAGCAGGAGGACCAAUGUCUGCAGACUGUGGCUGACGGUACCACCUGAGAGCCCAGCUUCUGAGCACAGUGAAAAGAAGACUGAAAGAAAAGAGCAGCAUCCUGACCUAAGCAAUGGAGAACCUCCCAGGAAACUUCCUCAAGGUGUUGUGUACGGUGUGGUGCGAAGAUCCGAUGAAAAUCAGCAGAAAGAAAUGGUGGUGUAUGGGUGGUCCCCCAAUCAGCUGAAAGAAGAGAUGAACUACAUCAAAGACGUGAGAGCCACUCUGGAAGAAGUAAGGAGGCGAGUGUAUGGGGACCAUGAUGAAAUGAGACAGAAGGUUCAGCAGCUCACCCAGCAACUGUCAGUUUCACACGCUCAGCAGGACUAUCUGGAAAAUCACAUCCAGACACAGUCGUCAGCCCUGGAUAGUUUUAACGCCGUGAACUCAGCUUUGGUGUCGGACUCCAUUGGCCUGCAGAAAACGCUUGUGGAUGUUACUUUGGAAAAUAACAACAUUAAGGGUCAGAUCAGAAAUCUGCAGCAGACAUGCCAAGCAUCCAGGGACAAGCUGCAGGAGAAGCAGAGGCAGCUAGAGGCUGCGCAGGCUGAAAACCAGCUUCUGAAAAUGAAGGUGGAAUGGUCCCAGGAAGCCAACGCUGAGGUGAUUCGAGAGAUGACCAGGAGGCUGUACAGCCAGUACGAGGAGCAGCUGCGCGAGAAGCAGCGGAAACACGACGCCUGGAAGGAGGCGCUUCUGGAAGAAACCAAUAGUUUUCUGAAAGCCCUUGAAGAGGCCAACAGAAAGAUGCACGCGACGGAGAUCAGCCUGGAGGAGAAAGACCAGAGGAUCGGGGAGCUGGACAGGCUGAUCGAGCUCAUGGAGAAGGAACGUCAUCAACUGCAACUCCAGCUCCUGGAGCGUGAAGCAGAAAUGUCAGGGGAUAGAACUGAUUCUGACAAGGAAAGUGUCAGGUAUCAGCGGCUGGAGGAGGCCUCCGCCAGCCUCCGGGAGCGGAUCAGACACCUAGAUGACAUGGUGCUUUGCCAGCAGAAGAAAGUCAAGCAGAUGAUUGAGGAGAUUGAAUCGUUAAAGAAAAAGGUGCAGCAGAAACAGCUCUUAAUAUUGCAACUUUUAGAAAAGAUAUCUUUCUUGGAAGGAGAGAAUAAUGAACUCCAAAGCAGGUUGGACUAUUUAAUAGAAACCCAGCCCAAGACCGAUGUGGAAACGAGAGAUGUCGGCGUGGGCUGUGACCUUCUACCCAGCCAGCCAGCCAGGACCCGUGAAAUCACAAUACCUUCCAGGAGCUACACCCCGUACACAAGAGUCCUGGAGUUAAGCAUGAAGAGAACCCUGACCUAGACCCCCGCAUAAGUGCGCUUCUCACAGACGGACGCAGACCCUGAACUCUUCAGGUCUGGAAAGAGUGACCUUUGCUCCCUCACAUACACAGUUAAGCCAGAAUGGAACUUGCUGAGGUUCUGAUCCACUUCCAAGAUACGAGGGAACACGAGGGCGCCGGGGAGGAAGGAGAGAGAGGUGUACGAGGCCGUGUUUCAAACGCUCAAGCAGCACACCCUGCUGUACUGUACGGUCGUUUGUUUCCCGCGCAGACCCUAAAAUCCUGUCAGGAGAAUUCCCUCACAGUUUAUUUUCUGUUUUACUAGACUUUGGUUGGGAGGAAAAAGGACAUUAAUCUGAAAUCCAUGUCAGGAUCAUUUGUUACAGUGUGAAGGUUUUGUUUACCUGUACAAGUAUUAGAGGUGGCAUUUCUCUGGUACAGAGGAGUCCGUCCACAGGAGCGGGGGCCCCUGUGGAAGCGGGGGGCCCCUGUGAAAGCGGGGACACCUGUGGAAGCAGGGGCACCUGUGGAAGCGGGGGCCCCUGUGGAAGUGGGGGGCCCCUGUGAAAGCGGGGGCCCUGUGGAAGCGGGGGGCCACUGUGGAAGCGGGAGCCUGGAAGGGAAGGGCUCCCAGCGCGCGGACGCUGUGCCCCCUGGGGCCCAAGGAUCUGCGCAGGGUUUGUGGAGCCCUGGGUGGAGCUGGUCCUCGCGGGGGCCAGACAUCUCCAAGCUUCAGUCUGACGUACCAGGUCGUGGUUUGAUUUGUGCCUUGUGCCUUCACCGGGCCAGCUGAAAUCACUGUGUUUAUACACCCUGUGGUUUGUUUCUCUCUCACUUUAGCUUACAGAGAAUUUUGUUCGCUGUGGAAAUGUCAGUCUUUAAUGUUUUCGGUAUUAGCUGGUGUUUUUGUGAAAUGAGUAAUCUCUUCCUGCGUGCUCUGCCUUGAGAAUAUAGCCCAUGUCACAGGUAUUUAAUAAAUGCCGUAUAUUUUGUUCUACUGGUGUUAUCCCUGUGUUUCAUCCAUGGCCGUG
This is a messenger RNA of Trichechus manatus latirostris (Florida manatee), 2467 nucleotides long. It is a transcript of the gene MYZAP, whose product is annotated as myocardial zonula adherens protein. Gene Ontology annotation, biological process: maintenance of ER location; intracellular signal transduction. Lineage: Eukaryota; Metazoa; Chordata; Mammalia; Sirenia; Trichechidae. The transcript has 13 exons. The record is from RefSeq and is a predicted model, not a curated record. Gene Ontology annotation, cellular component: intracellular anatomical structure; nuclear envelope; RNA polymerase II, holoenzyme. Bases 53 to 1456 code for a protein of 467 amino acids.